Trichosurus vulpecula (common brushtail) is the source of this 297-nucleotide messenger RNA. The record is from the annotation of a RefSeq genome assembly. Lineage: Eukaryota; Metazoa; Chordata; Mammalia; Diprotodontia; Phalangeridae.
AUGACAUCAAUCAAUCUCAACCUAACCGUAGCCUUUUCCCUAGCCCUAGCAGGAGUACUAAUCUACCGAUCACAUCUAAUAUCAACACUCCUAUGUCUAGAAGGAAUGAUACUAUCUCUAUUCGUCAUAAUAGCACUCCUAAUUUCCCACUUCCACAUAUUCUCUACAUCAAUAGCACCAAUUAUCCUACUAGUAUUCUCUGCAUGCGAAGCAGGUGUAGGCCUGGCACUCCUAGUAAAAACCUCAAACAACUAUGGCAAUGAUUACGUACAAAACCUAAACCUCCUACAAUGUUAA